CCAGCAAUACAUUCCUCCUCCAAAAAUCACUCUUAUCAUGAUCGCCGCACCCCAUCUCCGUUCAUUACAGGCUCAAAUAUUUCAGUGUCACUUUAUAACAGUUUGUUAAUGGUAUGUUGAAUGUUACCCCUCAAGGUGCCCCAAUCAGGUAGGUAAUUUAUUCAGUCAAUCAACAAUUAAAUGGUCUUGAGGAAAAAGAAAAAUUGAAUGUGGUGAACUACAUAGAGAGCGGUCUUUACCGAACUUAUUAUGAAUGUUGUUUCUUUUCCAUUUUGACGUACGACAUAUUUGGUGAAAUUCAACACCGGAAGUAAUUCGUGCGAAGAAGCUCUUAGAACGGAAGUUUUGAUAACGCAGUAUCAGUCAGGGGAAGAAAGAGGCUCAGACUUUUCGACAAAAUGGUGAAUUGUUUAGUGAUUACGGCGAUUAUAUGUGUUUUGAUUACAACUGUUGGCACGAUAGUGUCUUUUGCAACACCUAACUGGUUAAAUGUGAGAGUUCCUGCAAACGAUCUGGACCAACGAGUAGAUGUCUGCGAUUGUUCAUCAACAGACUGCGAUUGUGGGCUAUGGCUUAACUGUAGAGGAGGGCCAUCGUCAUCAGGAUCUCUCAACAACUGUCAAUGGUUUUUCGCCAAUGAAUUUGCCAUUGAAAAGAAUCUUCCAGACUGGUUCAAGGCUGUCCAGGGAUUGAUGUCAUGUGCAGUAGCUAGUUCAAUGCUGUCUCUCCUGAUUGGUCUGUUUUCUCUCUGCUGGGCCUGCAAGGGAUGUAACCCAUACCAAGCCACUGGAGCAUUUGCCAACCUUACGUUUCUCCUACUGGCGGUGGCCAUUUCGUUAUUCGGAGCGGAGGCUUACCUCAGAAACAAAGCAGAGGUCAUGACAGUGAAGAACCGCAAUACGGACACCAUCCUCCUGUUCGGCUGGAGCUAUUGGGUGGCGGUGGGUUCCACUGCCUUGUCACUGAUCGCUAGUAUACUUUACUUCUGUGUGGGCCGAAAUGAAGAGGAAUACAACUAACAAGGAGGGGGAGUGUCUGCCUGUUAACAAGGAGGGGCGUGUCUGCCUGUAUGUGUGAGUGGAGCGGAGGGCCAGGCUCGGAAAGGGUUGGGUGGUGGGGGUGUUAUGAACUAAACUUAUUACAAGACGGAAAAUUUUGGCUCCAACUUAAUCAUGUUAAGGAUGGAUAAGACAUUGUUAAAAUGGAUGACUUGUUUUUGAGACACAAAUACGUGAAUAAGUAUCAGUCACAUAUUCUGUGUCUUUUUAAAUUUUGUUACAGGCUGGGUUAGCUCUGGGAGUAAUGUGUGAGCCUGUUGAUCUAUUGAGCCCCACAGAGGUUUUCAUGUUUACUCCUGUGACACUUUACCGAAAUUUAAAUUUUUUAGGAAAUAAGGUGAAUUGUAAAGUUUUCAAUUUCAAAAUAUUAUUGUGCAUAUCUUUCAAUUAUGAUCCAGAACAUUUUCAUUGGUGUAUUAAUCUUCCUUAAUAAUGUCUGCAAUGGAAGUUGUCUAAAUCAGACACAUCAAUUUUUUUUGGGGGGUGGGGGGUGGGGUGGGGGGCUUGGGGUACACAGUUUAAUUAAGAAAUAAUUUGGUUGUAGUAGCAGGAGGCCUAUAGAGUAGUACACUUUGUGCUGAUUACCGGUACAUUGUAAGAAAGUUCAGAUAUUUGUAAUGAUGAAUAGAGAUUUUAUAUAUAUGCAAUAUUUGUUUGUAUUUUGCACAAGCUAAUUCUUUGAGAAAACAAAUGUGUAUAGUAUGAGUAUGUGAGAUGGGAAAAAUUCUUUUUUGUUGAAAUGUUUUUUGUGCAUAUACAUGUACAUUGCCAAGUGAAUCAUUGGCAUUUCAUUACCAUCAGAAAGGCAUACCUGUGAAACAAAGAAUUGUCACACAUUUCAAUCAUUAGACCUCUACAUGCUUAAGCUUCUUUUAUACUGGUAUUCUUCAGUAAAAUUAUUUUCAACAUUUUUUAUACAGGAGAUAUUUUUUUCUGACAAACAUAUCAAAAUGAUGAAACAAGUGCCUUAAUGUUGUGAAAUCAUGCAUUUUUAAAAAAAAAGAAUUAUAUUUCUGAUUUUUUGUUUACAUAUAUAUGUAUAUCAAUAUUGGUUGUAACAGGUUAUAACUUGAUACUGAUAGUUGAUGUGUGCAAGAUUUGGUUGUGAUUCACAUAUUUUAAGGAAUGACAAAACACGUUUUUUAAAUACUUAUUUGUAAAUGUUUAAGCUACAGUCAUGGCAAGUCCAUAAUAAGUGUAGGGUAACUGGAGUGCUCCAUCUGUAAAAAUGUAAACAAUAUAAAUGUGCCAAAGUUUUGUACAGAAACUUACAAAAGUAGCCAUGAGCAAACAAGGUAGAUAACUCUAAUUGUAUUUGAGAUUUAUGUAUGAAACACAGAUACUCAGAGAGAAUGAUAAAGAAAAAAUUGGAAGUAUUGAAAAGCUUCCAAUUUAAAUGUUGUAUAGUGUUUAUUUAUUCAUUUCAAAAAUGCAUAUAAAUUAUCAGAAUUUUCUAGUCACAAAUUAAUUUUUAUAGCUUUAAUUAUAGUAAUGUGUGAUAACACAGCCAUUUGGUAUUUUGCUCUGUGUGGUUUCAGUACGGCUCUCUGACAUGUAUAAUGCAAUAAGAAUUCAAAGGGAAAGAUACUCAUGUUUAUCAUUAAAAGAAGAAAACGAUGUGUAUAUCAAUAACAGGAAACAAAGUCAGCUGUGGAUUGUGCAUUAGUCAAUUACAUCAAUAAUUUCAUUGGACAUUGCAUGACGGAUAGUUAACUUUAACAGACAGUUAGUUCCCAUUAACUCUUACAAUUUAUAUAGUUUUAACUAAACAUUAACUGUCAGUUAAACUUAACUCGUGUAAUUGGUCCCUAGUUGUUACAGAAUGACAGAUUUUUGUGUUUAUGCCACAAUUUGCCUGUGGAAGCAGAUAUUCUUAUAUUUGUGUUAAGGAAGCAUAAGAGCUUACAACUGGUGCUGUUCACUUGGUGUCAUUGUAGUGUUGUAAUGAGGAGAGUGUGGGUGGAUGUGCUUGUUUGUAUGCUGUGAAAAUCUCAAUUACUUUUUUAUUAUUUUGUAUCUGCUUUGCAAAAUUUGUCGAAAAUACCAUUUUUUAAAAAGAAAAUAGACUGAUAUAUGCAUUCAGUAUUUCUGUUUGGUUGUUCAUGUAAUUAUUUUAUAUAUAUUCUGAUUCAGAAUACUGAUAUGUAUCUAAGCAAGCUGUAAUAAUGUCUUCCAGAUUAAUAUAUACCAUAUGUUCAUUUCAUCAGGGUUUUUUUUCUACAUCAAAUUAUCACUUUGAGAAAAAUUUGAUAGUGUAAUAUAUUUUGAUACAUUCGAAUACUCUUGUGGUAGAAACUGAUCUGCAUUUAUAUGUAUUUUUCGAGCAGGUGCUGUAAUUUUUCUUAAUUGACUUACAUUUCAAGUUUUAUAAUAUUUCUUGCAUGUCGGUGUUAGUUUGAUUUUGACAAUAGUCACAUCUUCACUGGCACAAUCCUUCUAAAUUGAAUAUAGGUAUUAUUGCUGAUAAAUGUUAUAUGGAGAGUGAAACUCCAAAAAGAUGGAACUUAAAUUCAUAGACAGAAAUUGAACAGCUGUUGCAUCACAACCCUCUGCUCAGGACAAAUGUUGCGUGUAUGAUUGUGAAUCAGAAUUUGUGUACUUUGUUUUUUAGAAGAUGCACGUAUUAGUAUUUAUAUCUGAUAUCACUGAGACUUAAGUGUUUUACCAUUGUAUAUUUUGUAUUUAUUUUCUAAGCCCAUUUUAGUCUUGUGUCACUUGUUUUAUGUUUUUUGUUAAUCUUCAACUGUAUGAUUUACAUUACACACAAAAUUGUAUACAUGUUUUAAAACAACUCAUUAUUGUAGCCGAUCAGACAUACUACAGUGGUUAUGGUAGAUUUUUUAGUGUAGAAUAAAAAAUGUCAGUCAA
Molecule: messenger RNA, 3926 nt
Organism: Ostrea edulis (European flat oyster)
Lineage: Eukaryota; Metazoa; Mollusca; Bivalvia; Ostreida; Ostreidae
Exons: 3
Coding region: 399-1019 (206 amino acids)
Cellular component (GO): membrane
Source: RefSeq, a predicted model, not a curated record